UUUCAGGCCCGUGAACGGACCCGUAUCAGGACGUAGCCCACUCACGUCCUGUGUACAGCCCGUGAAUACGGGCUGUACACAGGACGUGGGGCUACAUCCUGUUUACAGCCUGUAAAUACGGGCCUGUAUCAGGGUGUAGCACCCACGUCCUGUACACGGCACGUUAAUCACUGAGCAUGCGCAUACUUUUGGAAGCAAGUCCAGCUGUCAUACCCACACCAUUAAUGAGAUAGAAUGAAUAUGGCAAACAUUCCAAGUACAUCUAAAGUAUUUGCUGCUCCGUUCAAGACGUCAGACUUACCUACAGUCAAAACAAAAGAACGAAAGAAAACGUUGGUACUAAUUUACUUUGGGGGUUCGGAACCUGUCGAAAUCGAAGCCACCACAGUGGAGAGAGCUCUGUGUGAAUUAAGCACAAGCAUGAGUUUUGACAUUGCAAGCAAAGUCAUUCAAGACAGAAAGAAGAGGGUUCUGGCUCCUACAACGAAACUGGUCAAUGGCGGGGUUUACCAUCUGGGCAAUGCACCCUCCACAAAUCACCCAAGCAAGCACUCACACAAUCCUAUUCUGACAGAAGUGCUGAAGGAAUUAAAGGAAAUUAAAGCUAAACUAAGACAAGUGCAAGAAGAGCAACAACACAGCAGGAAGGCCAUUGACACGUUAAAAACAAUGAUUGAGAAAAACUCUCACGUUUUUACCGUGGAAAGCACGUCGUGGGGUGUUUCUCUGAGUUCCAAUUUGGCCAAACUCUUCCUAAUGUCUGAAAGUAGAGAAAUAGGAGACGAAGCCAUCAAGGCACAAAUGAGAGCAUGUAUGGACAUGGAUGAUAGGGCAGACACGGAGGUACUGUCACUUACUCUAAAAUGGUGCAAAAAAAGGUUGAGCGAUAUGCGUAUCGACGAAAGGCGCAAGGUGCUAGGUCGCCAACCUUACAAAGGAUUUCCCCUAAAGAAAUGUAGCGACCUAGCUAAAGAGACUGUGAGAACUUUGAAGGCUCCCAUGGACCGAGAGAUUGAGACAGCAUACACCCAUAAUUUAGCCCUGCUAAGAAAGUAUGCAAGAGAAAACCCUAUUGAGGCGCAACAACCGGGAAAGCUGUACAAACUAUUUAAUAAAUGGGUACAACAUGUUUAUGGGACUUUUAGUGCCAUAUCUACUGAUAAAUGGGCACAGAUACUCCUGAAGGAAAACGCACUAGUACUAACUGGUAUGAUAACGUACAUGUAUGUGUACAGCAGUAAUAUGUGUAUCUCCUUACAGUGCCAGAUUGCUGGUAAGUACUUUGAAAUGUUAAACCUCCCACAUUCAUGUACUACCAAUACCUUAGGGAUCCCAAAGGCUGAAAACACACAGUUACAGAACAUUCACUUCAUCACCUGCUCAAACGAAAUGGACUGUAUUGACCUGGCUGAAGGCUUCAUUGAGGACUUGGUGAAACUCGAGACGGAAGGGAUCGUUGUGUAUGAUGCUCAUCUCCAAUGUGAAGUGCUGCUGAUUGCUACAGUGAUAGCGCUGAUCUGUGACAAUCCUCGUGCUUCAGAGCUCACCUCACACCUGGGUAGUGCAGCCAAACACUACUGUCGGAUAUGCAUGAGUAACAGAGACACAACGGCUCACAUGAUAUCCAGACGGCGCUCAAAGGAGGCAUCACUAAAUCAGAUGGGGAUCAUCAACCGGGCACAAACAAAGUCUCUUGCUAAGCAAUUGCAGACAAAAUAUGGCUUGUAUGGUCAGACCAAUGCACUCUUUCAGCUUUCGGUUGAUUUGUACAAGAGCACCCCUAUUGAAUGUCUCCAUACUAUCCUCUUGGGUGCAUACAAGUACCUCUUCAAAGACCUGAUGCAGAAAGCCACAGUAUUUUUGAAGAAGAGCAUAGCUGCCAAAAUAACAGCCUUCCCUGCAUCAGGACGUACGUCAUCUCUGUCCGGCGGUAUCACCAGAUACUACCAGUCCUGUGUUGGCAGGGAUUUUAAGGCACUCGCAGAAAUGGCACCAUUUGUUCUUUGGGAACACCUCACCUGCACAGAGAGGAAGAUCUGGUUACUCCUAUCAGAGGUGUUCAGGGCAGCUUACUGUGAGCAAGUAAGUGCCCAGACUGUGGAGAAUGUUAAGGAAGUGACCAAGGAGUUAGUUGAGACCGUGAGGCAUGCCAAGCCGGAGUUGCUCCUUAAACCUAAGUUUCACCUUUUCCUACAUUUACACGAGAGCAUGCAGUCAUUUGGACCAACAAUGGCAUACAACACGGAGAGGUGCGAAAGUUUCAAUGGACUCAUGCGUGAGCACAACCUGCACACCAAUCGGCAGUCAUCGAGUCGUGACAUUGCCAAGAGAUUUGCAGUGAUGGAGCAACUCUACUUCCUACUGAACAAGGGUGUAUAGCACCAGAAGACGCUACAGUAAGAAUUGGAGAUGAUCUAGCCCAUCUACUCACCUCUCAAGAAGUGCGGCAGUAUGCCUUCAAUAUUCACCCUCACACACUCAACUCUUCCAAGGAGAUCUACCAGCAUGGCACUCUGAGGAAGGAACAGUCUAAGGCAGUACCAUUGAAAGAAGUGACGUUCAGUUUACCAAAAGGGGAAACAACACUUGGAGAACUAAGAAUGGCUGGCUAUGUCUUCUUCAUAGGUGUAAACAGAGACACCCCGAUGCUUAUAUACAAAUCUGUUUACCUAGACGGAAAGUGGGAGAAAGUGUGGCCUACAGAAGAGAAAAUGAUGACAAGAUUGCAUAUGGACUACUAUCAACCCUUUUGAAGUUUCCUGACGACACGCAGGUAGCGGUGGUGCUGCCCUACAAGGAAGUGGGACGAAUGAGCGAGAAAAAUUGUGAGCUGGUGGAGACAACCAAUCACUUAAUAAAGAUUCACCCUAAUUGCCUAAUCAAGACCGUGUCAAUUGUACAUGACUGCAACAAGAAUUGCACCAUCACUACCACAGCUUCAGUCACAAAAGAAAGGGAAGAGAUAAACACUGACAAGUACUUCUCAGUACAACACGAUUACGAACACAACCAGUACUGCAUUAACAAAUACUGCAUGAGUUCUAUUUAGUUUUUAGUUUUUAUAUCUAUUGUCAUUACAUUUAAUUUGUACCUCUUAAAGAUCUCAAGUGUGCCAAUUAUUUUCUCAAUACA
This is a messenger RNA of Halichondria panicea, 3132 nucleotides long. RefSeq lists its product as uncharacterized. NCBI's taxonomy places the organism in Eukaryota, Metazoa, Porifera, Demospongiae, Suberitida, Halichondriidae. The transcript is spliced from 16 exons. The coding region runs from base 235 to 2379 and encodes 714 amino acids. The record is from RefSeq and is a predicted model, not a curated record.